CCGCCGCCUCCUUCCCCACGUGCAGAGGGGCGCCAUGGGCAGCCUGGUGCUGGAGGACGGGACGGUGCUGCGCGGGCGCCCCUUCGGAGCCGCCAGGGCCGCCGCCGCCGGGGAAGUGGUGUUCCAGACGGGCAUGGUGGGCUAUCCCGAAGCGCUGACGGACCCCUCCUACAAGUCUCAGAUCUUGGUGCUGACGUACCCCCUCGUCGGCAAUUACGGCGUUCCUCCAGAGGAGCUGGACCAGUACGGCCUCAGCCGGUGGUUUGAGUCCCGCUGCAUCCACGUGGCUGCGCUGAUUGUGGGCGAGUGCUCCCGAAACCCUAGCCACUGGAGCGCCACUCGCUCGCUUGACCACUGGCUGCAGGAAGAAGGGAUCCCUGGCCUGGAAGGUAUAGACACCCGGGCGCUGACCAAGAGGAUCCGGGAAAAGGGGACUUUGCUGGGCAGGCUGGUGCCGGACGGAGCCCCUCACUCUCACCUGCCCUUUGAGGAUCCGAACAGGAGGCACUUGGUGAAAGAGGUCUCCCUGCAAGAGCCCCGGCUGUUCAAUCCUGGCGGCUCCGUGAGGAUCACGGCCAUCGACUGUGGCCUGAAGUACAACCAGAUCCGGUGCCUGUGUGAACGUGGCGCCGCUGUGACGGUGGUGCCCUGGGAUCAUCCGCUGGACAGUGCAGAAUUUGACGGGCUCUUUGUCAGCAACGGCCCCGGGGACCCACAGUCCUGCCAAGCGACGGUGGCCAACCUGCGCCUCAUCCUGGAGCUGCCGACUCCCAAGCCGGUCUUCGGCAUCUGCCUGGGCCAUCAGCUGCUCGCUUUGGCCAUCGAGGCCAAGACCUACAAGAUGAAGUAUGGGAAUCGCGGGCACAACCAGCCGUGUCUCCACGAGGGCUCGCAGCGCUGCUUUAUCACAUCCCAGAACCACGGCUUUGCGGUGGACCCGGCCAGCCUGCCCCCGGGCUGGGCCCCGCUCUUCACCAACGCCAACGACCGCUCCAACGAGGGCCUCGUCCACGUCUCCAAGCCCUUCUUCAGCGUGCAGUUCCACCCAGAGCACAAUGCGGGCCCGACGGACCUGGAGUGUCUCUUUGACGUCUUCCUGGAGACUGUGCGGGACACGGCUACCGGAGAGCAGAGCUCCAAGCCAGUGUCUGAGCGCCUGCAGCACUGCCUUCGCCCCACAGAAGCCCCGCCUGCCUGCAAUGCCCCCCGUCCUCACAAGGUGCUCAUCCUGGGCUCAGGGGGCCUCUCUAUAGGGCAGGCGGGUGAGUUUGACUACUCUGGCUCCCAGGCCAUCAAAGCCCUGAAGGAGGAGAACAUCCAGACGGUGCUGAUCAACCCCAACAUCGCGACCGUGCAGACCUCCAAGGGCCUGGCCGACAAGGUCUACUUCUUGCCCAUCACCCCUGACUACGUUGCCCAGGUGAUCAAGAACGAGCGGCCGGAUGGGGUCUUGCUGACCUUUGGAGGGCAGACGGCUCUGAACUGCGGUGUGGAGCUGACCAAGGCCGGCGUGCUGGAGCGCUACCACGUGCGGGUCCUGGGCACCCCCGUGGCCUCUGUGGAGAUGACAGAGGACCGCAAGGUCUUCGUGGAGAAGAUGGAAGAGAUCGGGGAGCACGUGGCGCCGAGCGAGGCCGCCUGCUCCUUGGAACAGGCGGAGGCAGCGGCUGAACGGCUGGGCUACCCGGUCCUCGUGCGCUCGGCCUAUGCCCUGGGCGGCCUGGGCUCCGGCUUUGCCAACGGUCGGGAGGAGCUGACGGCACUGGUGAGCCAGGCCUUCGCCCACACCUCCCAGGUGCUGGUGGACAAGUCGCUCAAGGGCUGGAAGGAGAUUGAGUACGAGGUGGUGCGCGAUGCCUACGACAACUGUGUCACGGUGUGCAACAUGGAGAACCUCGACCCGCUGGGCAUCCACACCGGGGAGUCCAUCGUGGUGGCCCCCAGCCAGACGCUCAACGACCGGGAGUACAGCCUGCUGCGCACCACGGCCAUCAAGGUGGUUCGGCACCUGGGCAUCGUUGGCGAGUGCAAUAUUCAGUAUGCGCUGAACCCCGAAUCCGAGCAGUACUACAUCAUAGAGGUGAACGCCCGCCUCUCGCGGAGCUCGGCCCUGGCCAGCAAGGCCACCGGCUACCCCUUGGCCUACGUCGCCGCCAAGCUGGCUUUGGGCAUCCCUCUGCCUGUCCUCAGGAAUUCCGUCACCAACUCCACCACGGCCUGCUUUGAGCCCAGCCUGGAUUACUGCGUGGUCAAGAUCCCGCGCUGGGACCUCAGCAAGUUCCUGCGCGUCAGCACCAAGAUUGGCAGCUCCAUGAAGAGUGUGGGGGAGGUGAUGGCCAUUGGGCGGAGCUUCGAGGAGGCCUUCCAGAAGGCGCUGCGCAUGGUGGAUGAGAACUGUGUGGGCUUCGACCACACUGUGAAACCGGUCUCCGACAUGGAGCUGGAGACCCCCACGGACAAGCGCAUCUUCGUGCUGGCGGCCGCGUUGCGCGCCGGCUACUCCAUUGAGCGCCUUUACGAGCUCACCAAGAUUGACCGCUGGUUCCUGCAUAAGAUGAAGAACAUCGCGGACCACGCGCUGUGCCUGGAGUCCUACCGCCAGGCUGAGCCGGGGGCCAUGCCGCCUGCAGUGCUCAAGCUGGCCAAGCAGCUGGGCUUCUCGGACAAGCAGGUGGCUCAAGCUGUGCUCAGCACGGAACUGGCUGUCAGGAAAAUGCGGCGUGACCUGAAGAUUCUGCCCAUGGUGAAACAGAUCGACACGGUGGCGGCAGAGUGGCCAGCUCAGACCAACUACCUCUACCUGACCUACAACGGGACCGAGCACGACCUGGCCUUCCGGGAGCCGCACGUCAUGGUCAUUGGCUCCGGCGUCUACCGCAUCGGCAGCAGCGUGGAGUUUGACUGGUGCGCCGUCGGCUGUAUCCAGGAGUUGCGCAAGAUGGGCUACAAAACCAUCAUGGUGAACUACAACCCCGAGACGGUGAGCACAGACUACGACAUGUGUGACCGACUCUACUUUGAUGAAAUGUCCUUCGAGGUGGUGAUGGACAUCUAUGAGCUGGAGAGUCCCGAAGGGGUGAUUCUGUCCAUGGGCGGGCAGUUGCCCAACAACAUUGCCAUGGCCUUGCACCGGCAGCAGUGCCGCAUCCUGGGCACCUCCCCGGAGGCCAUUGACUCCGCCGAGAACCGCUUCAAGUUCUCCCGCCUCUUGGACACCAUCAGCAUCAGCCAGCCCCUCUGGAAGGAGCUCUCGGACAUGGAGUCGGCCAAGCAGUUCUGCUGUAAGGUGGGCUACCCCUGCGUGGUGCGGCCUUCGUAUGUGCUCAGCGGGGCCGCCAUGAACGUGGCCUACACGGACAGCGACCUGGAGAGGUUCCUGAGCAACGCCGUGGCCGUCUCCAAGGAGCAGCCGGUCGUCAUCUCCAAGUUCAUCCAGGAGGCCAAGGAGAUAGACGUGGAUGCCGUGGCCUCUGACGGGCAGGUGGUGGCUAUCGCCAUCUCUGAGCAUGUGGAGAACGCCGGCGUCCACUCGGGAGACGCCACGCUAGUGACGCCACCGCAGGACAUCACGCCCAAGACCCUGGAGCGGAUCGAGGCCAUCGUGCUGGCCAUUGGGCAGGAGCUACAGGUCACGGGGCCCUUCAACCUCCAGCUCAUUGCCAAGCACGACCAGCUGAAGGUGAUCGAAUGCAACGUGCGCGUGUCCCGCUCCUUCCCCUUUGUCUCCAAAACGCUGGGCGUGGACCUGGUGGCCUUGGCCACACAAGUCAUCAUGGGAGAGGAGGUGGAGCCCGUGGGGCUCAUGGCAGGCACCGGCAUCGUGGGGGUCAAGGUCCCCCAGUUCUCCUUCUCGCGGCUGGCAGGGGCCGACGUGGUGCUGGGAGUGGAGAUGACCAGCACAGGGGAGGUGGCCUGCUUCGGGGAGAACCGCUGCGAGGCCUACCUCAAGGCCAUGCUGAGCACCGGCUUCAAGAUCCCCAAGAAGAACAUCCUGCUCACCAUCGGGAGCUACAAGAACAAGAGCGAGCUGCUGUCCACCGUGCGCACCCUGGAGAGCCUGGGCUACAGCCUCUACGCCAGCCUGGGCACGGCUGACUUCUACACGGAGCAUGGCAUCAAGGUGAUGGCCGUGGACUGGCACUUCGAGGAGGCCGACGGCAGCGAGCUCCCGGGCAAGGAGAACCAGCAGCGCAGCAUCCUGGACUACCUGGCGGAGAACCACUUCGACCUGGUGAUCAACCUGUCCAUGCGCAACUCGGGCGGCCGCCGCCUCUCGUCCUUCGUCACCAAGGGCUACCGCACCCGGCGCCUGGCGGUCGACUACUCGGUGCCCCUCAUCAUCGACAUCAAGUGUACCAAGCUCUUUGUGGAGGCCCUUGGCCAGAUCGGGGGGCCCCCUCCCUUGAAGAUGCACGUGGACUGCAUGACCUCGCAGAAGCUCAUCCGCCUGCCAGGACUGAUCGACGUCCACGUGCACUUGCGAGAGCCCGGGGCCACCCACAAGGAAGACUUCGCGUCCGGCACCGCUGCCGCCCUGGCUGGCGGCAUCACCCUGGUGUGCGCUAUGCCCAACACGACCCCGGCUGUCAUUGACACCGGCUCCUUCGCUCUCGUGCAGAAGUUGGCUGAGGCAGGGUCCCGCUGUGAUUUCGCGCUCUACGUGGGCGCCGCCUCCGACAACGCUGGCUCUCUGGGGCUGGUAGCCGGUGCAGCUGCCGGCCUGAAGAUGUACCUAAACGACACCUUCUCUGACCUCAAGAUGGACAACGUCUCCCUCUGGAUGGAGCACUUUGAAAAGUGGCCCAAGCACCUUCCGAUUGUGGCCCAUGCAGAGAAGCAGACCGUGGCUGCCAUCCUGAUGGUGGCCCAGCUGUACCAGCGCCCCGUCCACAUCUGCCACGUGGCCCGCAAGGAGGAGAUCCUGAUCAUCAAGGCGGCCAAGCAGAAGGGCAUUGAGGUGACGUGCGAGGUGGCCCCCCACCACCUCUUCCUGUGCCAAGAGGACCUGAGGCGCAUUGGGGAGGGCCGGGGCCAGGUGCGGCCCAUGCUGGGCACCCGGGAGGACAUGGAGGCGCUCUGGGACAACCUGGACACCAUUGACUGCUUUGCCACGGACCACGCUCCACACACCCUGGAAGAGAAGCUGGGCAAAGACCCCCCUCCCGGCUUCCCUGGCCUGGAGACCAUGCUGCCCCUGCUGCUGACGGCCGUGUCCGAGGGGCGCCUCAGCGUGGAAGACAUCGUCCAGCGCCUCUACGAGAACCCCCGGCGGAUCUUCGGGCUGCCCGUGCAGGAGGACACCUACAUUGAGGUGGACCUGGAGCAGGAGUGGCUGGUGCCCACCCACACGCCCUUCAGCAAGUCCCGGUGGACGCCCUUCGAAGGGAUGCGGGUGAAGGGGACGGUGCGGCGGGUCGUCCUCCGUGGGGAGGUGGCCUACAUCGACGGGCAGGUUCUUGUACCCCCAGGCUAUGGGCAGGAUGUGCGGAAAUGGCUGUGCACGGCGCCACUCGCAGCCCCAGCCAAGGAGAUCCUGAAGACUCCGGAGCGCCCCCACCCCACUGUGCCAACGGAGGCCCUGCGUGGCCGAGCGUCCAGCCCCCGGCGAGCAGGCCCAGUGGGAGAUGCCCGGUUCUACUUGGCACCCCGGAUCCACCGUGCCUCUGACCCUGGGCUGCCAGCUGCUGAUCUCAGGGAAAAAGUUGUCAGGAAAGUAGCUGAGCCGGACCUGUCCGUGGUCCAGGACGGCCCGCUGUACCUCGCAGGGCCCCUGCCCAGGCAGACGUCCCCCCAGAGCCUGCCGCACCCUCAGACGUCGCCGCUUCUUCACCCGCUUGUGGGGCAGCACGUGCUGUCGGUCAAGCAGUUCACGAAGGGCCAGAUGUCUCACCUGUUCAACGUGGCACACAACCUGCGCAUGAUGGUACAGAAGGAGCGCAGCCUGGACAUCCUCAAGGGGAAGGUGAUGGCCUCCAUGUUCUACGAGGCGAGCACGCGCACCAGCAGCUCCUUUGCCGCCGCCAUGUUCCGCCUGGGGGGCUCCGUGCUGCCCUUCUCCGAGGCCACCUCCUCCUGCCAGAAGGGCGAGUCGCUGGCGGACUCGGUCCAGACCAUGAGCUGCUACGCCGACGUCCUGGUGCUCAGGCACCCCCAGCCGGGGGCCGUGGAGCUGGCCGCCAAGCACUGCCGCAAGCCCGUGAUCAACGCCGGCGACGGCGUCGGAGAACAUCCCACCCAGGGGCUGCUGGACAUCUUCACCAUCCGUGAGGAGCUGGGCACCGUCAACGGCAUGACGAUCACCAUGGUGGGCGACUUGAAGCACGGGCGCACGGUCCACUCCCUGGCCCGCCUCCUGACCCUGUACCGCGUCAGCUUGCGCUACGUGACCCCACCCAACCUGCGCAUGCCGUCAGACAUCUUCCACUUCGUGGCCUCCAAGGGGAUCAAGCAGGAGGAGUUUGAGAACAUCGAGGAGGCCCUGCCGGACACGGACGUGCUCUACAUGACUCGGAUCCAGAAGGAGCGCUUUGCUUCCGUCCAGGAGUACGAGGCGUGCUUUGGGCAGUUCAUCCUGACGCCGCACAUCAUGACCCGGGCCAAGAAGAAGAUGGUGGUGAUGCACCCCAUGCCCCGCGUCAACGAGAUCAGUGUGGAGGUGGACUCUGACCCCCGCGCGGCCUACUUCCGGCAGGCGGAGAACGGCAUGUACAUCCGCAUGGCUCUGCUCGCCACCGUGCUCGGACGCUUCUGACCGCUGACCGCAGCUUGGGCGUGACGGGAGGUUUGCUUUUGGCCCUGCUUCAGGCCUCCGGUGGCCUCGGCCGGCGCCCGCCUGCUGAGCCCGUUUCGGCCACGGCCACUCCGUGCUCCU
Messenger RNA from Elgaria multicarinata webbii, 6871 nucleotides. It is a transcript of the gene CAD, whose product is annotated as carbamoyl-phosphate synthetase 2, aspartate transcarbamylase, and dihydroorotase. The record is from RefSeq and is a predicted model, not a curated record. The coding region runs from base 35 to 6751 and encodes 2238 amino acids. Gene Ontology annotation, biological process: UTP biosynthetic process; L-glutamine metabolic process; 'de novo' pyrimidine nucleobase biosynthetic process. Gene Ontology annotation, cellular component: cytoplasm; cytosol. Gene Ontology annotation, molecular function: amino acid binding; ATP binding; dihydroorotase activity. The transcript is spliced from 44 exons. NCBI's taxonomy places the organism in Eukaryota, Metazoa, Chordata, Lepidosauria, Squamata, Anguidae.